Messenger RNA from Rhopilema esculentum, 3263 nucleotides. Its product is annotated as dol-P-Glc:Glc(2)Man(9)GlcNAc(2)-PP-Dol alpha-1,2-glucosyltransferase A. The record is from RefSeq and is a predicted model, not a curated record. Gene Ontology annotation, molecular function: dolichyl pyrophosphate Glc2Man9GlcNAc2 alpha-1,2-glucosyltransferase activity. Gene Ontology annotation, biological process: dolichol-linked oligosaccharide biosynthetic process; protein N-linked glycosylation. NCBI's taxonomy places the organism in Eukaryota, Metazoa, Cnidaria, Scyphozoa, Rhizostomeae, Rhizostomatidae. Gene Ontology annotation, cellular component: endoplasmic reticulum.
AAAAUUUUUACCCUUGUUAAACAAAAUGGCUGCUGAAACCAUGUUGCAUGCUUUACCCAUAAGCUUGAUGCUAGGAUUGACAGCCAUCGUCUUUUCACUCUUCAAUUCUAUCCAACCUGAUCCUUACAUGGACGAGAUAUUCCAUGUCCCACAAGCUCAGAAUUAUUGCUCUGGAAAUUUCAGCCAUUGGAAUAACAAAAUCACCACUUUGCCUGGACUGUACAUUGUCAGCUACAUUUUGAGUCGUGUUCAAGAUUACGCGCCUUUUGUUAGCAGAUUUUUGGAUGACGACCAGCGUUGCUCGACAGCUUUCCUUCGUUUUGGAAAUGUUAUAUUUAUGUUGUUGAAUUUUUGGCUGCUGUAUGAGAUUUCUUUCAUGAUCAAUGUCAGAGAAAUGGAAGUGGCCAUUAAAGCAAAGUACGCCAAGAACGAUGGCAAAAGGAAGAAGAAAGAAGCAGUAAAGGUUUCAAAACAAAUGGCUGAAGAACAAGCUGAAGCUAAGAUUACUAUUAGAAUCCAUUCGUUUGCAAAUGCUUUUGUGUUGGUCUUCUUCCCGAUACUUUAUUUCUUCACAUUUCUUUAUUACACUGACCAAGGAUCAACUGCAACGGUUUUGUUAACAUACUGGUUUAGUCUGCAAGAAAACCACAUAAAUGCAUCGUUGACUGGUGCAGUUGCUGUUUGCUUCAGACAAACAAAUAUCAUAUGGGUUGCUUUCAUUGGUGGUGCCUCCUUACUGAAGGAAAUAGAAGAAGAAUUACCAGAUCUAUCAGAUGGGAUGAUGCAUUUUGUAAAGACAGUUUUUCAUACACUGAGUCAGAGAGUAAGUAGCAUUCUUCAGAAAGCUAUUCCAUAUGCAUUUAUUGGCAUAUUAUUUUGCAUUUUCAUCAUAAAGAACAAUGGAAUCGUGGUUGGUGAUCGUUCAAGCCAUCAGGCCUGUCUCAACAUCCCACAAAUAUUUUAUUUUACUGGAUUCACAAUGGCUUGCUCCUUCCCAUUAUUCGUUUCAACAUCAGCUUUCAAGAUUGUGUAUUAUAAGGUGAAGGAGUUGACAAAAAGCAAGAUCAAAUUAUUCAUCACUAUUUUCUGCAUUUUCAUUGGAGUAAUUGUCAUUUCCAGAUUCACGUAUGUGCAUGAAUAUCUCUUAGCAGACAACCGCCAUUAUACUUUCUAUUUGUGGAGAAAGAUUUUCCAGAGGCACUGGUCUGUGAAAUACCUGUGCAUGCCAUGCUAUUUUUAUGGUGCAUCUCUAAUAUACCAUCAUUUGUCAGCAAGAAAUUCAGGCUACUUCAUCAUAUUGCUCUUACUUUGCACAACAAUGGUAACAGUUCCGCAAAAACUUCUAGAGUUUAGAUAUUUCAUCAUACCGUAUUUACUUAUACGUCUCCAUUUUCAAUUGCCAAGUUAUUUUUCAUUAGCCAUGGAGUUUAUACUGUAUGGACUAAUAAAUGGAACAACUAUUUUGCUAUUCUUAUACAAGCCAUUUUAUUGGGAAAAUGAGUCAGGAAUCCAAAGGUUUAUGUGGUAAUUACAAAGUUAAUUUUGUUCUUAACAUAGCUUACAACUUGAUCAUGCAACUUAAUUUAGACACUGUUUAAUGUGAAUUUCUCAUUAUAUAGAACUAUCAUCCAACUGUAGUUAUUAAUUUAUUUCAAGUUGCUUCCUUUCAAGUCACCCCUCAACCACUAAAUGUAGACAUUCAAUGUUCAUGGGAAAUAUUGAAACAUUAAUGGGAAACAAUAUAGUGGGGUUAAGUCACCAAGUGGUUGGAGUAGUUCCCUGCAUUGCUUGAAAGGUCGAAUCUGAUCCAGGUUUCACCCAUGACUUACCUCCUGUCCACCCUGGAGCAAACAGCUUCCUAAAGUCAUCCAGGCUUAAAGACUCAUUGCUAACAAUGAGCGAUUGCGCUACGCAAGCAUCUUGUUAGCCCAGGGCAAGUGCCCUUUUUAACAACAAAUUCCCCUACAAAUGAAUUGAACUUUUACCACUUGUGCAGAAAGGCUCAAAACAAAGGCUUGUUGGUUUGAGUCUUUAUAAUGACCAAAGCAUCUGCAACAAAAUGCUAAUUAUUUUCCAUUAUAAUCAAUCGUUUGAAACAAACUACAUCAUCAGGAGUUACCUAUGAUAUGUAAAUGAAAGAGUAAAUAAACUCAUUUCCCUUGCAUUUAGCCAAAUCAUUACACACCCAGGUCUAAGUCAACCCUUUUCAAUUUCAUGAUAAUUUUGCAUCUUCAACCCCAACUCUUAAAUAACCACAAUCUUAAAAUGUAUCAAGAAAAGCUAUUACAUUAUAGCUGUUGUUAUCAAACCUUUGCUACAAAAUAAUAAGCAAGUUAUGAUCAUAAAAGAUUAUCAAUCAUUUGUCAAUCAGAUUGUCAUAAAAGAUUUCCACUAAAGCUGGUAGUUUUCCCAAUAAGCCCAACUCAGCUGCACAAUGAGUUUUCAGCUAGGGGAAUUAUAAUCUCUUGUUGAAAUUGAAACUUGUGUGGCCUCCAUUUUGGCAGUAGCACUUUUAAUGGCAGAAAUUUGAUAAUGGAGCAAAUUAAAUUUUUCAAGGUAGCAAAUAAAUCAAGGUAGAAAAAGAUGUUUGAAUGCUUGGUGUAUCUUUACUUAAAUUAUGUUUAUACAGGACCAGUAAAUGUUUACCUUUGGCAGUCAUGUAGAAUAAAAUAUAUGACAUCCAUAUGAUGAGAAAAAAGUUGAUUUUUAUCUUCCUAGAAAUAUAUCUUAUUUGACCAACAAUUCUUGUUAAAAAAAUUGGCUGUAGUUAGUUGAAUAUGGUUUGCAUUGUUGUUCUAUAGUUUGCUAAAAACAUCAUUGCUAAUUUAUGUAAUGUUAGGUACUUUGCAAUUGAUGUUGUAUCCAUAGGCGUAAACUCAGGGGGGGGGGGGCUCUGGGGCUUCAGCCCCUCCUGAUAAAACCGAAGGGGGGCUGAGCCCCCCCUGGAAAAUAAGGAAGUGCUUUACCAAUUUUAGAUUAGUUUGUUAUAUUAUUGGUUUGACGCAUAAGAUUUGUUGCAUUAGAUAAUUGCGUUAUGAAAAAUGCAUGGAAAAAUCACCUUUAGGCCCUUAGCUAAUCCACUUUCUAUCCUGUGACAUCAGCAGCUGCCAUUAGGAUUUGUCAUAAAUUUUUUGAGCCCCCUCUGAAAAAAAUGCAAGUCUAUGCCUAUGGUUGUAUCUUACAACCAGUAAGUUUUAUUUAACCAUAUAUGAAACCUGGUUUGCUACAACUAGUGUACUUCUCAAAAAGAUAUUAAAGCCAUU